AUGAGCACUUCGCCUUUCCAGCGGACGUAUAUCGCCAAAGAUGACGAUUUUACUCAAAACCGCGGAACAAAGAUAGAGAGAAGGGGGUCGUGCAUUUUUUUUUAUUUAUUUAUUUGUUUUUUUUAUGUUGUUCUCCGUUUUUUCUGGGUCCUCCAGCUCCCCUCUCAUCUCCAUCUCCUCUCGUAUGACAGGCACGGACUGCGCUCGAGCUCGGGGAAGAAAAAGGCAUUGCAGCUUCAUGGCACUGAGCUAUGAUUCACUCUCUUGCAGCAGCAAUGAGCAACCAACUUCAAAACAGCUCUUCCCUCUCCACGGCAGGCACGUGGAAUCUCCUGGAUGUGCGGAACUCAUCACUGGUGAGAACGGCAGAGCUGCGGCCGAUUCCCGUUAGCCCAUGGGACAUUGCGCUGUGCGUGACAGGCACGCUCAUCUCCUGUGAGAAUGCUAUUGUGAUUGCCAUCCUGUUCUACACGCCCACCUUGAGAUCCCCUAUGUUUAUCCUGAUAGGGAGUCUUGCAUUUGCAGACCUGCUUGCAGGACUUGGCCUCAUUCUCAACUUUGUCUUCAUCUAUAUGCUGAACACAGAGAUUGUGACUCUGAUUUCCGUCGGCCUGCUGAUCGCCGCCUUCUCCGCAUCAGUGCUCAACAUUCUAGCCAUCACAGUAGAUCGCUACUUGUCUCUCUACAAUGCUCUGACCUACCACACAGAGCGCACAGUGACAUACACCUAUGUAAUGGUGGUUCUCAUUUGGUUGGUGGGCAUCAUCCUAGGCCUACUGCCACUGUUCGGCUGGAACUGCCUAGAAGAUGAGGCCAGCUGCAGUAUUUGUCGGCCAGUCACCAAGAACAAUGCUGUGUUGCUCGCUGUGACGUUCUUGCUAGUGUUUGCCCUCAUAAUGCAGCUUUACCUGCAAAUCUGUAAGAUUGCCUUCCGCCACGCACAGCAGAUUGCUGUUCAGCACCAGUUUAUGGCUAUUUCCACCACAAAAGGUGUAUCCACACUCUCAGUCAUCCUCUGCACCUUUGCCGCAUGCUGGAUGCCCUUCGCCAUGUAUUCAAUUGUGGCAGACUCCAGCUACCCAAUGAUCUACACGUAUGCAACGGUGCUGCCAGCAACAUGUAACUCAGUCAUAAACCCAAUCAUAUAUGCUUACAGAAACCCGGACAUCCAGAAAUCCCUGUGGCUAGCCUGCUGCGGAUGUGUUCCGUCCAACUUCUCCUUGCGGCCAAGGACAUCAAGCGAUGUAUAGGUCGGACUAUGUAUGAGCUAUGUCUAGCUCACAGAAUUGGUUUGUACUGUGUAAAUGUUAAUGAUAUGAUGUCCUUCCUUUGUAAGAUCCCAGACAAAUGUUGCUGGUUGUGCAGAUGUUGCGGUUACAAGUCCAAGAUGUCAACUUGCACUGUUUAAUUGGACGUCUUCAAUGCACAGUACAGCACUAUGAACAGUAAUAUCAAAUUGCAUCAUCAAUAACCAAUAAUAAGCCCAGUUAAAUUUAAAUAUGAUCUCAAUAAUCUGGAUGUUCUCAGAGAUGUAGUACAAGUCCAGCAACGCAA
Molecule: messenger RNA, 1554 nt
Organism: Myxocyprinus asiaticus (Chinese sucker)
Lineage: Eukaryota; Metazoa; Chordata; Actinopteri; Cypriniformes; Catostomidae
Product: G-protein coupled receptor 12-like
Exons: 2
Coding region: 252-1250 (332 amino acids)
Biological process (GO): G protein-coupled receptor signaling pathway
Cellular component (GO): membrane
Molecular function (GO): G protein-coupled receptor activity
Source: RefSeq, a predicted model, not a curated record